CCGCGUCGCUAAAACAAGCAAACCAUACCAAAAAAAGGAGGAAAAUGCACGCGUUGGUCCAUACGUUUCUCCGCUGUCUUUCUUUGCUCUUGCCUUCCCACUGGUUUCAGUUAGGUUUUUGCUGGUGGAUUGAAGAUGAAUGCGGAAAGACGAUAUGGCCCAAUCCCAGAGCUCGUUUCAAAGGAAGAAAGCCUCUUACCGACCAGGAAGUAAGCGCACACAACGCUUUCAUCCCCUCCUCUUCCCCUGCUCCGAGCUGCAUCUCGCUUGCUGCUAGCCCUUCGCCGCCACAGGACACUCCGCAGGGUACAAUCGGGGAGCUGUGGCAAUUUUUGGAGCGCUUCUUUGGGAUACCUCUUUCUAUCCUCCAGCACUGGUUCCCAAAGCGUCGGCCUUUAUUUGCUCAGUAUCCUUUCACCUGCAAAUCAACUACCGAAGGUAUCGAGGAUAGCGCAGUUGUUGCUGAGAGAUCUCAGAACAUAAUAGUUUCUGCAGAGGACGGUAACCAGCCGAAAACCAAAGCUUUCAUUCAGGACAGUAUGAGCGCGGCAAUGGAGUUGCCUUGCCAGGGAGAAUCUAUGUCAGAUUCAGCAAGACUGAUAACGGCUGAGGAAGAGGGAGCGGACGAUAGACAGCUGCAGGGGAUGAUGACUCAAGUAAAGAUAACUGUUGCCAUUCAGGCAGCUGAAGACGAGGAAUUAGAUGACGAAAACUCCUCAAACCCUAUAGAUUUCCUUGAGGGCAGCGGCAGCGAAGAUGAAGUUGGAAGACACGAUAAAUCCAGUGGUGCAGGUACAAGUGGCGGGGAACUGGAGGAGGUGAGCUGGCAGCCCCCGGACCCUGAGCUGAUGGAAAAGCUGGUGACACAGAUCGAAUAUUACCUGUCUGAUGAGAAUCUGGAGCACGACGCUUUCCUGCUCAAGCAUGUCCGUCGUAACAAGCUGGGCUUCGUCAGUGUUAAACUGCUGACAUCCUUCAAGAAGGUGAAGCAUCUAACUCGAGACUGGAGAACGACUGCAUACGCGCUGAGACAGUCGACGCUGCUGGAGCUGAACGAGGAGGGGCGGAAGGUGAGGCGGCGAUCCCCGGUGCCCGUGUUCGCGAGCGAGAGCCUGCCCAGCCGCAUGCUGCUGCUCAGCGAGCUGCAGAGCUGGCCUGAGCUGGGCGUGGCCCUGGAGGGCGGGGCGGGGGACGGCAGCGAAGGCGGCGGGGUUACUCAGCAGGAGCGCCUGAUGGAGCUGCUGCUCAAGGCCUUCGGGACGUACGGCCCCAUCGCCUCCGUGCGCGUCCUGAAACCGGCGAAGGAACUUCCAGCUGACCUGAAGAAGCUGAGCGGACGCUACACCCAGCUGGGGGUGGAGGAGUGCGCCAUCGUGGAGUUUGAGGAGGUGGAGGCUGCCGUGAGGGCCCACGAGGCCGUGGCAGGAGAGGAGGAGGGGACGAGCACCCUGGGAGUGAAGGUGGUCCUAAUUGGGACAAAGCCGCCGAAGAAGAAGGUGCUCCGAGAGCGCCCGCGUGAGGAGGGAGGCAUGCGCAAGAGCCGCUCCCUGAACAGCAGAGUCCGGGAGCUGCAGUACCUGGACGAGUCCACCUGCAGCUCGUCAGAGACUGAGAGCAACCCCACCACCCCCAGGCCGGUCCGCAAGACGCAGUCCCUCAACAAGCUGAGCCCCACAGGAGGGGGUGCCAGCUUCCUGCAGAACAAUCACCUGAGCCCAGCCUUGUCGCCCCGCUCCAGCCCCUGGUCCAGCCCCCGCGUCAGCCCACGCACCAGCCCCUGCCCCCAGCGCAAAUCCCCGCACAUCCAAAUGUCUCCCCUGGCCAGCGAGGGCAGGCUGAGCCCGGAGUCCGGCCGCCGCUGGGCGGACUACUCUUCGGACAGCAGCCUGACCCCGAUCGGCAGCCCCUGGGUGCAGCGUCGGCGCCAGGUGGCCUCCCUGGAGAGCAGCCCCGUCGGCAGCCCGAUGAUGGGCCGCAAGAUCCAGAAUGCGGACGGGCUGCCGCCCGGGGUGGUGAGGCUGCCCCGCGGCCCCGACGGCACCCGCGGCUUCCACAACCCCUCGGUGGAAGAGCGGGGAAAGACUGCAGCAACCCAAACCUGAUCCGGCGGAUCGGAGAAGAGCCCACACACCCAGCACGCUCCAGGCAGCAAGCCGUGUAGGUGAGAGAACUGAUGCAUCCCUCCCCCACACACGGUGAAUGAGAAUAUGAACAGUAGAAUGCCAUUUUUGCUAAUUGGCCUUUUGUUUUAUUUCGUUUUUGUUUUUUAAAUCUGUUUGUAAAUUUUAUUUUUGUGACCAUUCAAAAUGUUAUUUGUUCUAAGCUGUUACUACUGCAAGAGACUAGAGUUGGUUUCCGUGAAAUCCCAAAAGUUGAGUGCUUUUGAGCAGUAAAUGCCACACAGCAAUGGAGUUUAUCCCCAUAAGCGUACUGGGGUGUUCAUGAAAAGGGGUGGUGGGAGGAGGAACUGGGGUCUGACUCCAUUUUUAUUUACAAUGUCUCAUUGUGCACAGUGGGUCAAGUGAAGCAUUUUCAGUGGAUGUUGUGAAAAGUGGACAUGGUGUGACGUACUGACCAAUGAUUCACGGAAAAGGUUACAUGAUGUUGUGAAUUCAUCACUGUAUACCAUUUGUCUGUCUGAAUAUUACAAAAAACAGUAUUUGACUUGUCUUUUGUGAAAAGUGGCCAUUUUCAUGUUUACAGAUUCUUAUUUGUUUUAUUGUAGCAAAUUGGCUUUAAUUUGGUUUCCCCUUAUGCCUCAGGUGACUGAUAGCUAAUGCUGCUAAUAUAAGAGAUGCUAUCCUCACUCUGAAAUGGUGAUUAUAUAGCCUACGGUCUGUCUUACCCUUGAGAGGAUGUAGGCAUCGAUGCAUUUCCUGUUUGUUUGUGUGGGAAUGGCAGUGUUUGUGUGUGUGUGGGAGGUUAAUUUGACGGUCCAUGCUCAGAUGUUGCUGCAGCAAUCAAAUGUGCAUUUCCUCUUGUACAAAUAAAGCACUAAAAUUGCAUUUGCACUUGA
Molecule: messenger RNA, 3016 nt
Organism: Anguilla rostrata (American eel)
Lineage: Eukaryota; Metazoa; Chordata; Actinopteri; Anguilliformes; Anguillidae
Gene: larp6a
Product: La ribonucleoprotein 6, translational regulator a
Exons: 3
Coding region: 45-2102 (685 amino acids)
Biological process (GO): RNA processing
Cellular component (GO): nucleus
Molecular function (GO): mRNA binding
Source: RefSeq, a predicted model, not a curated record